This is a messenger RNA of Botrytis byssoidea, 888 nucleotides long. RefSeq lists its product as uncharacterized. NCBI's taxonomy places the organism in Eukaryota, Fungi, Ascomycota, Leotiomycetes, Helotiales, Sclerotiniaceae. Bases 1 to 888 code for a protein of 295 amino acids. The transcript is spliced from 2 exons. The record is from RefSeq and is a predicted model, not a curated record.
AUGUCGAAAUCUUACAGUAUCCUACGCCUCACUAGAAGACGGGCCACGAAGCUCUCCUCUACUUCUUCAACAUGCCAAACGAAGCUUGCCACUACAUAUACAUGUCAGAAAAGUGCUCGAUGUCUAGCAACUGUCAACGCAGGACCUAGGGCCUUACCGGAUAUUUGGUUCACCGGCUCAAAUCCUCGGAAUGAGGAUUCACCCCCAAAUUUCAAAAAUUCAAACAAGCCUCCCAACAAUGAGAGAACAGUCAAACUUGGCAAAACUCUCCGCAUUCUCCAAGAACGUCUUCCUACUCUCCUCCAGUCUCCACUUCCCCAAGAAAUACUCUCCCCGCAAAUAACCCUCCACCUCUUCCCGUCUACGCACCCUCAUCUCCCCACUGUCUCCGGCCGCGUCGCAUAUUCCGCCGCUCUAUGGACAUCUCCUAUUGCCUGGGGUCGCGUUCCCCUCGUCGGAAAUGUAAAGCUUGAAAUACUUUCUGAGCGAAUGAGCCAAUCAUCAUCUAGAGGAUCAACUCGCGAACAGUUAAUCGUACGAUGGAAGACUAUUGGCAAGACAAAGAACAAAGGAACAGGAGGUUUUUAUAAAGGGAUUGGGGCGCGAGAGAAUGUGGAUAAGAUUACAGAGUGGUUGGGGGGUGGAAGUGGUGAGGAUGAUAGUAAGGAAUUUACUGGACUUUUCCUCUUUGAAUUCGAUGAGGAGGGAAGGAUCUGGUCGCAUACUAUUGAGCACGUUCAAGAGGGGGGAAACUGGGAAAGAGGUGUAGGGGCUAAAGUCGUUGGGUUGACGGAUUGGCUUCUGGGCGGGAUGAAGAACGGAAGAGGUGACGAGGGGGCUCCUUGUCCGGCCUUUUGGGUGCAUGAGCGAAACCUGGGGAGACGAUGA